Messenger RNA from Pygoscelis adeliae (Adelie penguin), 504 nucleotides. RefSeq names its product histone H2B 8-like. Lineage: Eukaryota; Metazoa; Chordata; Aves; Sphenisciformes; Spheniscidae. The record is from RefSeq and is a predicted model, not a curated record. Gene Ontology annotation, cellular component: nucleosome. The coding region runs from base 38 to 418 and encodes 126 amino acids. The transcript has a single exon. Gene Ontology annotation, molecular function: protein heterodimerization activity; DNA binding; structural constituent of chromatin.
GAGGUACUGUGAAGAUUUUGGAAAGAAACUUCUUAGGAUGCCUGAGCCGGCGAAAUCUGCUCCAGCACCAAAGAAGGGCUCUAAGAAAGCUGUCACCAAGACGCAGAAGAAGGGCGACAAGAAACGCAAGAGAACAAGGAAGGAGAGCUACUCGAUCUACGUGUACAAGGUGCUGAAGCAGGUGCACCCCGACACGGGCAUCUUGCCCAAGGCCAUGGGCAUCAUGAACUCCUUCGUCAACGACAUCUUCGAGCGCAUCGCCGGCGAGGCCUCGCGCCUGGCGCACUACAACAAGCGCUCCACCAUCACCUCGCGGGAGAUCCAGACGGCCGUGCGGCUCCUGCUGCCCGGUGAGCUGGCCAAGCACGCCGUCUCCGAGGGCACCAAGGCCGUCACCAAGUACACCAGCUCCAAGUAAACGGUUUUAAACUAUAACCUAAACGGCUCUUUUAAGAGCCCCCAUGUUUUCCUCAAAAGAGCUGUAAUUGCAAAUACAGAUUUUUU